AAGCAUACUUACUAAACUACACUACACUAACACUCUAAUAAGUUAGUACGCUAGUAGAAAGCUAGAAGAUACCUGUCAAAAUUGCUUAAAUGAGAGCCGAGUGGAAAUCCGCAAAAAUGAUUUUAGUCAUAUAUUUUAUUUAGACUAAAGUAAUGUAUGCCAUUAUAAGACUGUAUAAAGAUUUUUCAUCUUGUUCUCAAACAAGUAGUACUUAUGCUGACGAUAGACACCAUGGUGCAGUGUCAUCCGCCGCUGGAAAUAGAGGAAUUGCCAAAAGAAGACGAAGAAAGGCUCGAAAAACUUUUUUCUAAAUUAGACAAUGAUGGAAAUGGCAAAAUUGACAUACAUGAUUUGUCUGUUGCCCUCAAGGAGUUGGCCCCGCACAUUAAUCGCAGCUAUGCAGAGAAAUUUCUCGCUAAGACGGGGAAGGAUCCCGGUGAUGUUACUCUGUCUGAAUUUAUUCAUUAUGUCAGAGAACAUGAGAAGAAUCUCAGGCUGCAAUUCUCUCAUCUAGAUAAAAAUAAGGAUGGAAAAGUUGACUUGGAAGAACUUAUUUCCGCAUUUGCUGACUUGGGAAUUGCAAUUGGACGAAAUGAAGCAACCAAUCUAUUGAAAAGGAUGGAUCAGGACGGCAGCCUGAACAUCAGCUACGAUGAAUGGCGGGACUACCUCCUGCUAGCACCGGCCACCGAUAUACACGCACUCAUACAUUUCUGGAGGCACUCCACUUAUUUGGACAUCGGUGAGGAUAUGAACGUGCCUGAUGACUUCACUCCAACGGAAUUGCAAACAGGAAAGUGGUGGCGACAUUUGCUGGCAGGUGGUAUAGCUGGCGCUGUUAGCCGUACCUGCACAGCUCCUCUCGAUAGACUUAAAGUAUUUUUGCAGGUAAACCCAACUAGAGAAAAUAUGACAAAAUGUUUAGCUAAAAUGAUUAAUGAAGGAGGUUUCACGGGCCUGUGGCGAGGUAAUGGAAUAAAUGUUAUAAAAAUAGCGCCGGAAUCGGCUUUAAAGUUUGCUGCGUACGAGCAAGUAAAGCGUCUGAUUAAAGGCGAAAAAAAUCCGCUAGAAAUAUAUGAACGAUUCGUCGCCGGAGCCACGGCGGGUGCGAUUAGUCAAACUGUGAUUUACCCACUUGAGGUGCUAAAAACAAGAUUAGCUUUAAGGAAAACUGGCCAAUAUAACGGCAUUUUGGAUGCGGUGAAGAAGAUAUAUGCGAGAGAGGGACUGAAGUGUUUCUAUAAAGGAUACAUUCCAAACAUCCUGGGGAUAGUGCCUUACGCUGGCAUCGACCUUGCAGUGUACGAAACUCUAAAGAAGAAGUAUAUUAACAAAUACCAAGCUCACAACGAGCAACCCGGCAUGCUGCUGCUCCUAGCCUGCGGGAGUGCGUCCUGCACCCUGGGACAAGUGUGCUCCUAUCCUCUUGCUCUGGUGCGGACUAGGUUACAAGCCCAAGAACAAGCUGCAAAAGGCGCCGAGGGUACUAUGCGUGGCGCCUUCCGCGAGAUCGUCCAGAGAGAGGGCAUUCGAGGCCUGUACCGUGGCAUCACUCCUAACUUCAUCAAGGUCAUUCCGGCCGUGUCCAUCUCGUACGUUGUGUACGAGUAUGCCAGCCGCUCGCUCGGCGUCAAUAUGACGUGAUCCCGCGACCCCGCGACCCCGCCCGGAACCUUCCGGACCAUUCCUCCACUCCGUUCGACUAGCUCGAGCUCACAUCACAUUCUUCUCUAAGCAUAUGUAGCAAAUUGCAUUUGAUUGUACUGAUUGUACAUAGCUCUCGUAAAGGUUAAGUGUAUUAUUUAUUUUAUUGUGAAUUUAUAAUUCUAUUUAAAUUAAUGAUUCUGUUGACGUCCUCCGCAUGUAGCCUGGUAUUGUUAUGUGAAAUAUCUCGUGGGUUGCAUUGAUAUAAUUGGUUUGAAUUUGUUCCGUGACGGUAUGGUACGGCGGAUACAUCUGUGAUUAUAAUAAAUUAUGUAUUUUUUUUA
Molecule: messenger RNA, 1988 nt
Organism: Nymphalis io (European peacock)
Lineage: Eukaryota; Metazoa; Arthropoda; Insecta; Lepidoptera; Nymphalidae
Gene: SCaMC
Product: calcium-binding mitochondrial carrier protein SCaMC-2
Exons: 7
Coding region: 214-1644 (476 amino acids)
Biological process (GO): transmembrane transport
Cellular component (GO): mitochondrial inner membrane
Molecular function (GO): ATP transmembrane transporter activity; calcium ion binding
Source: RefSeq, a predicted model, not a curated record